AUCGCCCAGCAGCAUCUCAUUCGAGCGGCAGCGCAAAAAAAUGCAUUGAAAUACGCAUCUUAGGACAUUUCCACCCUCUUUCGCUUUGCCAUGAGGGCGUGUGACGGGAAUAACGGGCAUGUUCGCACCGGAUUACGUCCCUUUCUUCUGAAAGAAAUGCGGAUUGUUUUGCGCUCGAGGUGUUAACGCAGAAACCAAAAAAAUUGAGCAAAAUGAAGAAGCAAUUCAAUCGGAUGCGACAGCUCGCCAACCAGACUGUUGGCAGGGCAGAAAAAACUGAGGUACUGAGUGAAGACCUGCUACAGGUGGAGAAGCGUUUGGACCUGGUGAAGCAGGUCUCUCAUAGCACACAUAAGAAGCUGACAGCAUGUCUACAGGGUCAACAAGGCACAGAAAUAGACAAAAGAUCUGUCAAAUCACCCUCGAAAAAGCUGCCGCUGACUACCCUUGCUCAAUGUAUGGUGGAGGGAGCUGCUGUUUUAGGAGAUGACUCUCUGCUUGGUAAGAUGCUGAAGCUCUGUGGAGAUACAGAGGAGAAAUUGGCCCAGGAACUUCUCGUCUUUGAGCUUCAGAUUGAAAGAGAUGUCGUGGAGCCUCUUUAUGUGCUGGCUGAGGUGGAAAUUCCGAACAUUCAGAAACAGCGAAAACAUUUAGCCAAACUUGUUCUGGACAUGGAUUCUGCAAGGACACGGUGGCAACAAUCAUCCAAGUCUUCAGGUCACCCUAGUAAUGUGCAGCAGAGUGGAGCCAAGUCUGAUUCCCUGAGGGAGGAAAUGGAGGAGACGGCCAAUCGGAUGGAGAUCUGCAGGGACCAGUUAUCAGCGGACAUGUACAACUUUGUGGCCAAAGAAAUAGACUAUGCAAACUACUUUCAAACGCUCAUUGAGGUUCAGGCCGAGUACCACAGGAAGUCUCUGGAGAUCCUGCAGAGUGUCCUGCCGCAGAUCAAAGCUCACCAGGAGGCCUGGAUAGAGAAGCCAUCGUAUGGGAAGGCCUUAGAGGAACAUCUAGCCAUCAGCGGCAGGGAGAUUGCCUUUCCUAUUGAGGCUUGCGUCACCAUGCUGCUCGAAUGUGGCAUGCAGGAAGAGGGUUUAUUUCGAGUGGCUCCCUCUGCCUCCAAGCUGAAGAAGCUGAAGGCAUCGCUGGACUGUGGCGUUAUGGAUGUGCAAGAAUACUCAGCCGACCCACACGCCAUCGCCGGGGCAUUGAAGUCUUAUCUUCGUGAGCUUCCUGAACCUCUAAUGACAUUUGAGCUCUAUGAUGAAUGGAUUCAAGCCUCAAAUAUUCAGGAUAUGGACAAGCUUCAAGCCUUGUUGUGUACAUGCGAGAAACUACCAGCAGACAAUCUGAACAACUUCAGAUAUUUAAUCAAAUUCUUAUCCAAACUCACAGAGUACCAAGACUCUAAUAAAAUGACACCAGGCAACAUUGCAAUAGUUCUCGGACCCAACCUGCUGUGGACGCAUUCAGAAGGGAACAUGACAGAAAUGAUGACCACCAUGUCCCUGCAAAUCGUAGGAAUCAUUGAGCCGAUCAUCCAGCACGCGGACUGGUUCUUCCCUGGAGAAAUUGAGUUCAACCUGACAGGCAGCUACGGCAGCCCAGUGCACACCAACCACAACUCCAACUACAGCUCCAUGCCCUCGCCAGAUAUGGACCAAUCAGAGCGCAAGCAGCAGCACGACCAGAGCCGACGCCCACUCAGCGUUGCCACAGACAACAUGAUGCUGGAGUUCUACAAGAAGGACGGCAUUAGGAAAAUUCAAAGUGUGGGUGUCAGAGUCAUGGACACCUCAUGGGUGAAGGGCAAAAGCACCUCUACACUGGCCCGUAAAUCCUCAUCCACACCUCCCAGUGGUCAACCACCUGGAUCACCAGCAGACACCCUGAUCUCAGAGCAGGCUGGUGAGCUGGCAACAUCUCCAAUCCCCACCCCCCCUCCUGGAGACAGGGGCAGCUCAGAUGACGUGUCGCCCAAUCGGCCGGAUUCCUCACAUGUCUAUGUGUCCCACGUGGAGGAGCGGCCACCCCCUCCGUACCCUUCCUCGUCCUCUCAUCCUGGCCCUCACCAUUUCUACCCCAAGCCCCCUCCCUGCGCUCGUCCCGUGGCCCCUGGCCCUGAGUCUCAGCCUCCUGCCUCUCCGCCUCCACCCCUGCGGUGGUCUGGCUUUGCCCCGCCCCAACCCCAGUCCCAGCCCCAGCACCAGCACCAGCUCCAGCACCAGCUACCACCCCCUUCCUCCUCCUCCUCAUCCUCCUCUUCCUCACUCGAUAUCAACUCCAACCCCAAGCCUAGCUGCCUGCACUUCCCCAAACACGGCCCUGUCACUCUGAAGAGUAAGGAACUCUCUCCUGUGAUCGGCCACAAGGCUGUGCAGGCGGCAGGAGCAGCAGUGCCCCCUGUCGGCGGCCAGCAGAGCAACAGCCAGUCUCCACACUCGGCCGAGCACAGCCCACACACCUUACGCAAAGUGUCUAAGAAACUGGCCCCUGUGCCGCCCAAGGUUCCCUACGGCCAAUCGGGGGGGAUGUCAGACCAAUCCACAGGUCAGCCGUCUCCGGUUAGCCUGUCCCCCACUCCCCCAAGUACCCCCUCCCCUUACGGUUUGGGCUGUCCCCCUGGACAUGCGCCCACCUCUUCCCCUGGCCAGACCCCAUUAGGGGGACCCCAUACACUGUCCUCACCACCAACUUCUCUGACUGGUACGCUCACAAAGUCCCGGCCCACCCCAAAGCCCAGGCAGAGACCCAGUCUGCCCCCUCCCCAGCCGCCCACCGUGCCCCCUACGGUCCCCCAGCCCCUGGAGCAGGGUCUACUUGACGGAUUAUCCCCCGGAGAGAGCAUGUCCACAGGUAAACAUGCCUCAGUGGCACCAUCACGAUUGGGAAUCCAGCGUCCCUCUCUCAAACUGUCUGUCUCUCCGUCCUACGCAGGCGAUGGACUUUAAGGAGCCAGAUCCCCCAUGAUAUGUAAAGAGAUUUAUUAAAUAGGG
This is a messenger RNA of Danio aesculapii, 2993 nucleotides long. RefSeq names its product Rho GTPase activating protein 44a (gene arhgap44a). The record is from RefSeq and is a predicted model, not a curated record. NCBI's taxonomy places the organism in Eukaryota, Metazoa, Chordata, Actinopteri, Cypriniformes, Danionidae. Gene Ontology annotation, molecular function: protein binding; GTPase activator activity. Gene Ontology annotation, biological process: positive regulation of GTPase activity; neurotransmitter receptor transport, endosome to postsynaptic membrane; modification of dendritic spine. Gene Ontology annotation, cellular component: intracellular anatomical structure; cytoplasm; presynaptic active zone.